CGAGGCCCGAACCCGAUGCCGAUGUGCCUCCCUCGACUUCUCUCGACUUCUCUCGACAUGUCCAAACCGAGAGUGUGACUCUUCCUGCAGAACAGGAAAACAUACGCUGCCACAUGUUUGUUGUCGUUUUGCAUGUCGAGAGUACUGGAGCAGGCCCGAUGUUGUGAUGUUGCACGUGAGGUACUUGGUGAAAUGUCGAAGAUCAUAUAAGAGAUGACGGGCCCCCUCUGGUCGUUGCAGCAGCUGGACCUGGAAAUUUGCAAUAAGUAGCCAUCGUACUGGCUACUGGCUCUGAUUGAUCGAACCGCCAUCGCGAUGCUCAACAGAGAGAGGGGAGGCAGUUGAGUGAGGCGAGGUGGGUGGUGAGGCGGCGAGCAGGGAGCGUGGGGGAAGCUUGGGAGCAGAGGCAGGCCGACGUCGAGUACUAGAGUUUUUUGCGAGAAAAAAAUAAAACAAAUUGAUCAGGGUAAAGGCAAGAAUGGCGGCAGCAGCGUCGAUAUCUAUGGCAGCGGCGGCGGCGACGGCGGUGGAGGUUUCGAUCCCGACGCCAACUCAUAAUGCGGCAACUCGGAAGAUGGUCGCGAUCCUGCGAACAGUUCCUCCUUUGUCCUCCUCAGGGUUAGCAGCAUUGGGAGGGGGAGGUGGUUCUCUGUCCCGCCGAUCUCUAUCGAGCGGUCUGUCAAUCUCCUCCUUCCCCCCCCGCUUCCGAUCUGCUCACCGAUCUUCACCGUCGGCAAUACCGAUGGCCAUCUCUAAACCCUCUUCUUCUUCUUCUUCCUCUGCUUCUUCUCCGCCGCCACCGCCGGCGGCGGCGGCGGCAGCGGCGGCUUCUCAGGCAGCACCCGCGGAGACCGAGAUCGGGACGAAGACGAAGCUUCAACAGCUUUUCCAACUGGAAGGUCAGAGCCCUUGGCUUGAUAACCUUUCCCGCGGUUUUAUUGCCGAUGGCGGGUUAAAGGAUUGGAUAGAUAAGGGGGUCCGAGGGGUGACUUCCAACCCUACGAUUUUUCAGAAGUCCAUCUCGGGUACGUCCGAUUACGACGAUCAAUUUGCGCAGUUGAUCCAGAACGGAUCGACGGCGGAAUCCGCUUAUUGGUCGUUAGUCGUGAAGGAUAUCCAAGAUGCGCUUGAUGUGUUCAGGCCGUUGUAUGUGGAGAGUGGGGGGGAGGAUGGCUUCGUCUCUGUGGAGGUGGCGCCCUCGCUUGCGCACGACACGCAGGGAACUGUCGAGAACGCGCGCCUUUUGCACAAGGCCGUCGAUCGACCUAACGUGUACAUCAAGAUUCCCGCCACCAAGGCUGGAAUUCCCGCCAUUUCCCAGGUCAUCUCCGAGGGCAUCAGUGUCAACGUGACCUUGAUCUUCUCCAUCGAGCGGUAUGAGGAGGUGUUCGAUGCUUACGUGGCAGGUCUGGAGGCUUACAAAGGCGAUGAUGACCUGUCGAAGUUGUCCUCCGUCGCGUCGUUCUUCGUCAGCCGCGUCGAUAGCGAAGUGGACAAGCGUCUGGACGCGAUCGGGACGCCGGAGGCGUUGUCGCUGCGCGGGAAAACGGCGGUCGCGCAAGCGCAGUUGGCGUACGACUUGUUCAAGAAGAAGUGCGCGGAGCCGCGCUGGCAGGCGCUCGCUGCGCGCGGCGCGCGCGUGCAGCGCCCCCUCUGGGCUUCCACGGGCGUCAAGAACGAGGCUUAUCCAGAUACCCUGUACGUGGACACGUUGAUUGGUCCACAUACAGUCAAUACUCUUCCCGAUGCCACCUUGAAGGCGUUCUACGAUCACGGGGCCAUCAAGCGAACUAUCGAUGCUGACGUGGCGGGCGCUCAGGCGGUCAUCCAAGCGGUCGAACGAGUCGGGAUCUCGCUCGCGGAAGUGGCCGACCAGCUGGAGCGGGAGGGAGUCGCGUCUUUCGCAAAGUCUUUCGACGACCUCAUGGCCGCUUUGACGGCCAAGGGGGUCUUACUCAAACCCUAAAAAGGAAACCUUGGCGUUUUUCCUUCCCAAGUUUACGCAAACCCUAAUAAGGGAACCCCUUGGCAUCUAUCCAAGUCCAGGUCUUAUGUCUA
Chara braunii is the source of this 2058-nucleotide messenger RNA. Lineage: Eukaryota; Viridiplantae; Streptophyta; Charophyceae; Charales; Characeae. The record is from the annotation of a GenBank genome assembly.